This is a messenger RNA of Drosophila subpulchrella, 2848 nucleotides long. RefSeq names its product conserved oligomeric Golgi complex subunit 3 (gene Cog3). Gene Ontology annotation, biological process: intracellular protein transport; intra-Golgi vesicle-mediated transport; Golgi organization. Bases 40 to 2742 code for a protein of 900 amino acids. The record is from RefSeq and is a predicted model, not a curated record. Gene Ontology annotation, cellular component: COG complex; cis-Golgi network; membrane. NCBI's taxonomy places the organism in Eukaryota, Metazoa, Arthropoda, Insecta, Diptera, Drosophilidae. The transcript is spliced from 8 exons.
AACAGCUGAUCGAUUGUUUCCCAAAUCCGCCGCAGAAAAAUGGAUGACGUCGAACGAAUUCAGAGCGAGAAUGAUAAUUUGCGCAAGAUUCGCAACCGCCUGAUGCAAUGGGAGUCCAAGACGGACCCGCUGGCGGCGCUGAGUGUCCAGCAGGAGGAGCACCUGGACGUGCUGACCAAUCUGUGGCGCGACAGCGGUCCAUCGGCACCUCCACCGACCACGCCCACUCAGGCAGCUCCCGCCGAGCACCUGACAGCAACUUCUCCGCCCAGCGGCGAUGACGGGGAACUGCCCGUGGAGGGCUUGCAGAGCACCAACGACUUCCUGCUCUGGUUUGCGGACGUCAGCGCCGAGAUCGAGCAACGUGGCGACGCCGACUACCACAAAUACCUGCAGCAGCUGGAGCAGCGCAAGGCGGAAUGCUCCCACAUGCUGGACCAGAUCGCGGGGGCCAUGGAGCGCUUGGGCGCCCUCUGCGACGAGUAUGACUUUGUGUCGCAGAAGACGAGCGCCCUGAACACGGCCAGCGAGCAGUUGAUCGAGGAGCAGGAGAAGCUCCAGGAGCUGAGCCACGAGAUCCAGCGCCGGCUGCACUACUUCAGCCAGGUGGAGCUGCUUAACCAGCGACUCCAGAGUCCCACGCUCUCGGUGGCCAGCGAAGCCUUCAGGGAGUGCCUCAACAAGAUCGACGAGUGUCUCAACUACAUCGAGGAGAAUCCCAAAUUCAAGGACGCGGCCACCUACAAUGUGAAGUACAGGCAGUGCCUGGCCAAAGCCUCGGGUCUGGUGCGCAACUAUGUGACCAGCGUGAUCAACCAGGCCACGGAAGCCACGCUGCAUCCGAAGAAUGCGCCGGAUGCCUCCACUGCCAUCAAGGCGCCCGAUGCCGCCUUUGCUUUGUACUAUGGAAAGUACCAAACGGCCGCCGCGAAGGUGAAGCGCGUGGCUCAGUUGAUUGAAGCCCGUUCGGAGCACAGCCAGGACUACGCCCAGCUGAUGGCGGACCUGCAGCAGCACUACUUGACCCAGCGGGCCAGCGUAAUGUCGCCGGCGGUGAAUCUGUCAAUACAGAACGUUAAGCUGGCCCACAAGGGGGAUCACUGCUCGCUCACCCGCAGUGCCUGCGCCUUCCUGGUGCAUGUGUGCCAGGACGAGCAGCGUCUCUUCUACCAGUUCUUCAGCACGGGGGCUCCUCACUUGACAAUAUACCUCGAGGGCUUGUGCACCAUUCUGUACGACACCAUGCGACCCUUCAUCAUACACAUCAAUCACUUGGAAACGCUGGCGGAGAUCUGCUCAAUUCUGCGCAUUGAAAUGCUGGAAGAGCAUGUCCAGCAGAACCCUGCUGGCCUGGAGGCCUUUGCCACCAUUGCUCAUCAGCUGCUACAGGAUGUGCAGGAGCGUUUGGUAUUUCGAGCGCAUCUAUACCUCCAGUCGGACAUUCUAAACUUUAAUCCCUCAUCGGGGGAUUUGGCCUACCCAGAGAAGUUGGAAAUGAUGGAGAGCAUUGCCCUGUCGCUCCAAGAACCUGCACCCUUGCGACGCUCCGAUUCUCGCGCUUCCAUGAUAUCCAGUGUCUCGAGUGCCGUGGAGACGGAAAGCGUGGACACCGCCUACAGGGUGAAGCAAAUGAAUUCCCCCGCUGAUCUGCAUGGCAUGUGGUAUCCCACAGUGCGUCGCACACUGGUGUGCCUCUCGAGGCUCUACCGCUGCGUGGAUCGACCCAUUUUCCAGGGCCUGUCCCAGGAGGCUCUCAAGCUGUGCAUCCAGAGCGUCUCCCAUGCGGCGGGCAAGAUAUCAGCCAACAAGACGCCCAUUGACGGCGAGCUCUUCGAGAUCAAGCAUCUGCUUAUUCUGCGGGAACAGAUUGCCCCGUUCCGGGUGGACUUCACGGUGAAGGAAACAUCGCUGGACUUUAGCAAGGUGAAAACGGCUGCCUUCGGUCUGCUGCAGAAGCGCAAGCAGCUCUUUUCCAUGGGCAGCAACAAUGCCCUGCUGGAAUUCCUACUGGAGGGCACGCCGCAGAUCAAGGAGCAUUUGCUGGACUCGCGAAAGGAGGUGGACCGUCAGCUGAAGUCGGUGUGUGAGAAGUACAUUAAGGAUGCGGUGCACAUGCUAGUGGGUCCGCUGGUUACAUUCCUGGAAAAGGCGCAGACCCUGUUGGCGCAAGCCACUCCAGCAACGCCCCAAUCGCCAGAGUCCGCGAAAGUCAGCUACGUUUUAAGGCAAAGCCCUUGGGCAAGUCCGCAGCAGAUCAGCAGUAUCAUCCAGGAGACGCAGCGCCUCAUCAAGGCCAAGCUGGCGGUGCUGCAAAGGUCCAUGCAGCUCUACCUGAGCAAUCGUGAUACGGAAUUCAUCAUCUUUCGGCCGAUCCGUAACAACAUUAUUCAAUCCUUUGUGAAGCUGGAACAACUGCUGACCACCAAUGGCUACUCCACAGAUGAUAUGAUCAUCACGAGUUGUCCUUCGGCGGAGCAGGUGUCCAUACUCUUGUCCAGCGCCAGUAUUUUGGCCGCCGAGGGAGUGGCCAGCUUUGCAGCAGCAGCCCGGAAAAUCAGCACCUCGUCCUCGGUGGAGGGUCCAACUGUUGGGCGAAAGCUCAGCACGUUGUCCAAUAGAUCCGAAUUGGUAGAGGAGCCCAAGGCUGAGGAAGCCGCUGCCCAGGUAGAGGUGGUUCCCGCGGAAGGACCAUCACCGGAGAAGAUUGUGGAAGAACCACAGACGCAGGCCAACUCCGAAUAAUUUGCAAUGUAUCUUGUAUAACUACUUAUGUGUAUCUAUUUAUGUAGCUAGCCCUGUAACAUAUUUAUCUGUUUAGCGUUGAGUAAGAUCGGUUUGCAAUAGGGUC